GGGGCGGUAUCUCGUGUGGGCUGUUCAAGGCUUCACGGAGAGUGAAUGUCGUCAUGAGCGAUCAAAAGGACAGUAUGGCCACCACUGUCGCAGUCAGCCCCAGUGAAUAUCUUCAGCCCUCCACCAACACUUCUCAAGAUUCACAGCCCUCCCCGCUGGCACUUCUGGCGGCUACCUGCAGUAAGAUCGGGCCUCCGGCCGCCCAGGCCCCAGUCAGCACGCUACCGUCUCAGCCAACCACGCGUCGUCUGCACCCCAUCAAGCCCGCCCCCAUUGCCCCGGCUCCACCCAAAAACCUCGGAUUCCUCUCAGCAAAGGGAAAUGUUAUCCAGCUGCCCACGGGACUUGGUUCGUCAGGGGCCAGCCCUAUUGUCUUCACUAUUCAGAGCCCUUCACGUCCAGCAGGCACAUCCACUGCCAACAUCCAGUACCAAGUGAUUCCUCAGUUCCAGGGAUCUCAGACCAUUCAAAUGAUGCCUCAGGGAGGACAGAUCCAGAUCAUCCCCGGAACCAACCAGGCCAUUAUCACCUCACCCGUCACAGUUCAGGCUGCCACACCACCUCUGGCCCCGGCCCCCCAGCAGAAGACGGUGGCGAUCAAGCCGUCUUCUCAUAAGCGGCGGCAGAAUAAUGCCAGCGUAAACGCUAACGUUGUACGGCUCCCCAGUGGACUCACGCUCCCAUUCAAUGUUAGUAUGAGCGAGGUGGGAGGAGCGCAGGUUGUUACGGAGACUGCUGCUGCUCCAGUGAAGGGCAAGAGGGGGAGGAAGAGACAGGUGGCUAUAGCCAUGCCCACCCCGACCCCUCAACCGGCCUCACCACCACCCGUAGCUGAACAGAUUGAAGCCUUGCUAAUAGAGACCACAGCCGACAACAUUAUUCAGGCAGGAAAUAAUCUCCUGAUCGUGCAGAGUCCAGGGGGGAGUCAGCCUGCCGUGGUGCAGUUGGUGCAGCAGAAUCAGCAGAAAUCAGAUCAGCAGAUCGUUCAGAUCCCCCCGCAGGCUCUAAAAGUUGUACAGGCCGCCUCUGCCACACUUCCCCCUGUACCACAGAGACAGACAGUCACGCCCAGUAUGCAGGUGUCCCCCCCAGAACCCACACAGGUGCUGAUUAAAACAGCCUCAGGUGAAUGGCAGGCUGUACAGCUACAUGAGACAACUGUUACCACGCCAACAACACCCACCAACACGCCCACAUCUGCCAUGGCCACUAAAAAGGCUCAAACGGGGACAAGGAAAGAAAGGACUCUCCCUAAGAUCGCCCCGGCUGGAGGGGGGCUGAUAACACUGAACGCAGCACAGCUGACGUCUGCUGCUCAGGCAGUUCAGACCAUCAAUAUUAAUGGUGUCCAGGUGCAGGGUGUUCCUGUGACAAUCACCAACGCUGGGGGCCAGCAGCAUCUCACAGUGCAGACGGUUCCAGGUGCGGGUCUGCAGCUGGGCGGUGUGCAGACACAGAUGCAGACCAUGCAGGUGGAACAGACACAGACACUCGCACUGGAACUGCAAAGUCAGCCAGGAGAGAAAAAGCGGCGCAUGGCCUGCACCUGUCCGAACUGCAAAGACGCAGAAAAGAGGCCAGGAGAGGUGGGGAAAAGAAAACACAUCUGCCACAUAGCAGGCUGUGAAAAGACCUUUCGAAAGACUUCGCUGCUGCGGGCGCAUGUCCGACUGCACACGGGAGAGAGACCCUUUGUGUGCAGCUGGGUCUUCUGCGGAAAACGAUUCACACGCAGUGACGAGCUGCAACGACAUGCCAGGACACACACGGGAGACAAACGCUUUGAGUGCAAUAAGUGUCAGAAACGUUUCAUGCGGAGUGACCACCUCACAAAGCAUUACAAAACACACAUCAACACAAAGAGCCUGUGAACGUCGUCUUUCACAGGGCUUUAAGAACUUUGAUGAGGGGGAUAAGAAAGAAAAAUGCUGUUCCCAGGGCUUGUGAGAUGGGAGGAAACAGAGGUCAACCCGCCUUCACAUGUAUGACAUGGCCCUGGAAGAUCACCUGUUUUGACCAGCCGUUUCAGGGUAAACUACACUCCCGCUGACCACUUUUUUUUACUCGCCCUCAUCAACAGAGAAACGCUGGCUGGCCGUAAAGUGUGGCCCUCAACUGGGAUUCAUGAAGAACAUGGAUGCCAGUUGUGUUUUGGCUGAUUCCUCUGUAAUACGGAGCAGAAAAGACGUCUGUCUUGGCACCAACAGACACUCGCUACUUUCCCCCCUGCACUUAAAUUUGUUCACAUGUUUUUGGUGUGUUUUAGCUAAACCAAGCCCCUCACAUGAAGUGUAGCAGCUAAUGGACAGUGUUUCUGGCUUUUAUUGUGUAAAUGUUUGUUUUCAUACAUACAAACAUACAUUUGUACAUACUAUGGCAAAUUUUAAUACAAAAGUGACGCUUUGGACAAACUAAUUAUAUUCAGUUGAUAAAUGAAUUUUUUUUUUAGUCUGCUUUGGAAUUUUAAACAGAAGCUUGAAACUUUGUAUAACUUUGGUUGGUUGUUUUUAAUAUUAGUGGAGGUUUGGAAAAGAAAUAUUUUGGCUUUUACAUACUUGUCCAUGUUAGACAAUCAUGUCUUAUAUAGAGGAGAUAAACAGGAGGGUAAAUAUCUUGGGACUUGCUACACGUUGAAAGGUUGAUCAUCAUAAUAAGGAAUAAUUUAUUUAUUUUUAAAAAAAGCUGAAAUGGCAUUGAAUGUAUGCAGGUUGUGUCUUUAUUAAAAGAUUGCAAAUGUGUCCGUUCAAAAAAAUGUAGAUAAAGAAGAACUCGUGUUUAUGUUCUCAUGUAAAGCAGGAUGAAAUGUCUCACAAAACAGGACGCAAUGUGAUAAAAAUGUGAUUGUUGUUACAUUAUACCAAUUGAAAUGUUUUAUUUCAUUUAAGGUACUUGCAAGUCCAUGCUGAUGGAUUUAAUGGUUAGCUAAAUUCAGUCAUUCCAUUUAAGUUCAUCCAAGUUUUUGUCCAAGCUCUCUAAAAGAGGCCUUAAGAAGAAAAAGAAUCUGUGCUUAUGUAUGUUUGUAUAGUGUCUGAGUUCACGCUGUUGUAUUUGGGUGUAAAAUGUAGGAUAAUUGUUACACAAACGUGUAUUGGCUAAUGUUGCCAAACAUGAAAGAUGUGGACUGUACAGUGUAAAUGAGAAGGAAAAAACAAUGUUGUAUAGUUUCAUUCCUAUAAUAUCUAAGACUAAUAGAUUACCCUUUUUAUUGACUAAAAGUUGCCUUAGUCUGCAGCACCCCAUAUUUAAAGAAAUUUGUCUCUUUCCAGGGAACUGCAUUUGUAGACCUGCUUUAUUAUAUUUUUUUCUUUUAUUAUUUUUUGUCUAACUUAUAAAGUGUGAAGAAAUGCCAAUUUAUGUGCACUGACCAAAUUCAGGGUUUUCACUGAGUGGAUAAUUAUUUUUUUUGGGUUCAUGUACCUACAUCUGAUUUGACAGAAUAAAAAGUUCUUUAUCUAUCCUUGAUAAACUCCACAUUUAAAGAGCCCUGGCUUUGAAAAUCGGUAGGUAACCCUGUGUUUGUAUAACUUGUAUUGAGGAGCUUAGAC
Messenger RNA from Sinocyclocheilus anshuiensis, 3545 nucleotides. RefSeq names its product transcription factor Sp2-like. The record is from RefSeq and is a predicted model, not a curated record. The transcript is spliced from 9 exons. Gene Ontology annotation, biological process: regulation of transcription by RNA polymerase II. Gene Ontology annotation, molecular function: DNA-binding transcription factor activity, RNA polymerase II-specific; RNA polymerase II cis-regulatory region sequence-specific DNA binding. Bases 54 to 1871 code for a protein of 605 amino acids. Lineage: Eukaryota; Metazoa; Chordata; Actinopteri; Cypriniformes; Cyprinidae.